Cryptomeria japonica (Japanese cedar) is the source of this 2170-nucleotide messenger RNA. RefSeq names its product UDP-glycosyltransferase 86A1. The record is from RefSeq and is a predicted model, not a curated record. Gene Ontology annotation, molecular function: UDP-glycosyltransferase activity. Bases 550 to 2043 code for a protein of 497 amino acids. Lineage: Eukaryota; Viridiplantae; Streptophyta; Pinopsida; Cupressales; Cupressaceae. The transcript has 3 exons.
ACAAUUUCAGUAUAUCAAGCCAUUAGAAACUUAGGUUUUUUUCUGGCUUAAAAAUGAGUAGUAGUUAUACUUAACUUUCUAAUUGGUAUAUUAGAUUUUGAGGGUUUUUAUGGUUGUGGUUGUAUGCUAUUUGAGAGUUAUAGCUAUUGUUUCUUUCUGAAUAGUGGGUAAAAAAUUAUCAUUUUAUCUAAAUGGUAUAUCAGGUUUUUUAUAUAUUUUUGAUUGUCAUUAUAUACAAUUUGAGUGCUUAUAACUAUUGUUUGCUUCUAAAUAAUUACGAAGAGUGAAAAAAAACUGAUCAUUUUAAAUUGACAUCCCAUACAUAUUACCUAUAAACAAUAGCACGCUAUUUAAUGAGUCUCAGGCUUCUGUUCAAUCUGCAUUAGAUAUAAUAUCAUUGUUUAGCUUGCUACCUUCAUCCACUUCUCAGGCUCCUAUCCAAUCUGUAAUACUGAUUGUCUAUAUUUCUCUACAAUAUCAUUGUUUAGUUUGCUACCUUCAUCCACUUCUCAAAAGAAAUUCUUAGGACAGUCAUUCAAAGAGCUAGUUAUGGCUCCCCAUGUUGUAGUAAUCCCAUAUCCAGUUCAGGGACACAUAAAUCCUCUGAUAAGACUCUCAGAGAAGCUAGCUUCUCAAGGCAUUAUUAUAACCUUCGUCAAUACAGACUUCAACCACUCCAGAAUGAUGAAAGCUAGGAACGCUCGCCAUGGAAUGUUAGAGGACCCAUCUUUUAACAUUCGUUUUGUAAAAGUUUCAGAUGGUUUGCCAUUUGAUUUCAAGCGAACAUCCUUUUCAAAGGGAGCCUUCGAUGCGCUUAUGACCACCAUGAGAGCUUCUACAGAAGAUCUUCUUCAAAAACUCCUAACACAGAGCUGUGAACCUCCAGUUUCGUGUGUUAUUGGCAGCUCAUUUCUUCCAUGGACUUUUGAUGUUGCUAAGAAGUUUGGGCUUCCAUUUGUGCCCUUCUGGUCACAGGCAGUGAGCGUUCAUGUCAUCUAUAGAUAUUUGUCAAUGAUUAUUGACAAUGGAGACUUUCCACCCAAGAAGCAAGGCAUGAUAGAUUACAUUCCAGGCCUUCCUCCAAUGCAGCCGGAAGAUCUCCCAUCAGAUAUUCAAUCAGGAGAUCCGUCAAAUAUCAUACAUCAGCUUGUUGUGCAACAGCUCCCUGCACUGAAAGAAGCUACCUGGAUUAUUAGCAACACAGUCUAUGAACUAGAAAGCCAAGCAAGCGAUGCCCUAAAAGAAUUAUCUCCUCUUUUUGGCUCGAUUGGUCCCUUAAUACCCUCAAUUUACCUUGAAGGCGAAGGUAAACCACAGGAUUUCUCCAUAGUAAGUCCCAGAUCAUUAAGCCUGUGGGCAGAAUCUAAUUGUUUACCAUGGCUGGAUUCGAAGCCCGAACGUUCUGUUUUGUAUGUUUCCUUUGGAAGCUUAGCUCAAAUCUCCAAAGUUCAAGUACACGAGAUAGCUAUAGGACUGAUGGAAAGCGAGCAGGCAUUUCUAUGGGUAAACCGUCCAGACUUGGUGAGCUCAGAGGCAGAAACAACAACAUCAACAACAGACUAUAACUAUGAUGACAUUCUUCCUGAGGGUUUUUUGGAGAAAACCAAAGAUAGAGGACUUUUGGUUCCAUGGUCUCCACAGAUUCUUGUUUUAUCACAUCCUUCUGUUGGAGGAUUCUUCACUCAUGGGGGGUGGAAUUCAACUGUGGAGAGCCUAAGUUUGGGUGUUCCAAUGUUGGUUUUCCCACAGGGAGUGGAGCAGAGCACCAACAGAAUGCUGGUUGUAAACCAGUGGAAAAUUGGGUUGAGGUUAGAUAGUUGUAGAGAUGAUGCUAUAAUUGAGGGAGCUGAGAUUGCCAGGUGUGUGAGAGCUUUGCUGAAAGAUGAAGAGAUGAGGAAGAGGAGUAGUGAAGUGAGAGAGACAAUAAUGAAAGCAGUGGGUGAAGGAGGAUCAUCUUGGAAGAAUACGAAAGAUUUUGUGGAUUAUUUGGUGUUAUUGCCAACAAAGAAAAUGGAUUUGUCUCUUGAAAGUGGCCUAAAUUGACAAGUUGACAAGGUGGAAUGAUAAGUUUAAGGUGUGCUCUUUUCUAUUUAUCUUGUUGUUUCUCUUUAUGUCUGUAUUUAAAUAUUAUAUUUUUCAAUAGUUAAAGUAAUAGUACGUCUUAUUUUUA